Molecule: messenger RNA, 681 nt
Organism: Pocillopora damicornis (cauliflower coral)
Lineage: Eukaryota; Metazoa; Cnidaria; Anthozoa; Scleractinia; Pocilloporidae
Biological process (GO): G protein-coupled receptor signaling pathway; cell surface receptor signaling pathway
Cellular component (GO): plasma membrane
Molecular function (GO): protein binding; G protein-coupled receptor activity
Source: RefSeq, a predicted model, not a curated record
CACUGAAGGCGCGUUUUGUAAUUCAUAGCACUCCCACAACUUGCAAGUCAGGUGCGCUGGGGUAUGAUGGUGUGUCCUGGAGGACUUCAGUUGAUAGCCAGUGAUGAUCAGUGUGACAUUAUCGACCCGAAUUGCCUGCCGGGAAACGGCUCCUGUAAAACGGAUGACUUGUGUCAGGACGAGGAUGCAAAUACAUAUAUCAAUGGAAGCACCUGGUCUAUUGGUGACUGCAUCGACUGUUACUGUCACAAUGGCGUUAUCUCGUGUUCUAAAACGCUGUCAGUCAUUAUAUCCAAUGACGAAAACACUGAGCGCUGUAGUCAACCGGAUUGUAACGUAGCGGCGUUCUUGAAAGCAAAGAAAGGAAUCUGUAAAGUUUGCAUAUGGAGGAACCAAACCCAUCUGGAAGGCUACCGCUGGACAGAGAAUGGAGUUGACUUCUUUUGCAGCUCAGAAAAGCAGAGAGUGAGGCCUGGAUGCUACUUGAAAGCUGGUCACGUGCAAUGUACAGGGGCUUUUACAGGAGUACGAAACUUAUCACUCAUAUCUGAUGAAAGAUUGUACCUCUGUAAGACCGGAGAUGAAAUAAGAUCACUUAACGACAGAUGUGAUCAGAAAGCAGACUGCAGGGACAAGUCUGACGAGAGAGAUUGCGUUCAGUGUAAGUGUAAAUGGCAAUGA